AUGUUGAACUAUUCAAUAAUAAUUUUUUAUUUUUCUUUUUUAAUAAAUAAUAUUAAUUUAAAAACAGAGAAAUUUUUUACAACAUGGAGAACACUAGCAGAAGAACAAGCGACAGCUCCGUUGAUCAGAAUGGCGAGAUCUACUAGUACUAUGGAAGGUCGUUUGAAUAGAUGGUUAGACUUUAUUCAAGAAGAAUUUUUUAGUAAUAUAGAUAAAUUUAAAAGUAAUUCAACGGGAACUGAUGCGGCAAUUCAAUGGGUGAAAGAUAAAACUAAUAUUCUUAUGCAUGCAUUGAAUUCUACUAAUGAUACUCAAGAUAGAAAUUUGUUAAGUCAAACUCUCACUUCAUGGAAUGAACUUGCGAGAAAACUUCUAAAUUCUACGUUGGGUUUAGAUUUUAGUAACGGGUCGUCCAGCAGUAAUUCUACUGGAAGUAGCAAUUUACCAAAUAUGUCUACACCUUUAUCCACAUUAUCGUCAUUUCCCGCAACUGAUGUAUCUACAGGUGUAGAAAAGAUUACUACUAUUCUUUCUGAAAAUUCUACAGGAAUUCCAGGUUUAUUAUCUACAACUUCAAGUGGUAUAGCUCAAGAAUCCUCUUUAGGGUAUAGUAUAUCUGAGGGAUGUUCAAGCAUUUUUUGUGGAUCAACUACCAUUGCUUUAUCUCUUCCUUUUGUUAUUAUUGGAGGUUUACUUUUUUUUGUAUAUCUUUAUAAGUUUACUUGUUUUGGAUCAUUUCUUGGAAGAAGUAAUAUAAAAAAAGAAAGAAGAAAAAGAAGGAUAUAUAAUGUGUCAAUGGAAAAUAUUGAGGAUCCUUAUGAAAGUUCACAAGAAACAGAAUCUAUGAAAAGUACAUUAGAAAGUUCGGAAGAAACAGAAGCUAAGAGAAGUAAAUUAGAAAGUUCAGAAGAAACAGAAACUAAGGGAAGUAGGUUAGAAAAUUCAAAAAAAACAGGAGCUAUGAGAAGUGGAUUUAACAGCUUAGCUAGGGCAUUUGGAUACAAAUACAGAAAUAUCUUUCCUUAUGUAGAUAGUAAUUCUUAUGAAAAUGAAACCGCAUUAUGA
Messenger RNA from Plasmodium gallinaceum, 1065 nucleotides. Its product is annotated as PIR-like protein. Lineage: Eukaryota; Apicomplexa; Aconoidasida; Haemosporida; Plasmodiidae. The coding region runs from base 1 to 1065 and encodes 354 amino acids. The record is from RefSeq and is a predicted model, not a curated record. The transcript is spliced from 3 exons.